AUGGAGUGGCAUGGGCAACUCCCAUGGCCUGUAGUCCACUGGACAAGUGACUUAGGAGAGGAAAGAUGGGUGAAUUCCAUCUUCAGUCCUGUGUCCAAGAUCCUACCAGUGGAGGAUAUUUGGGACAAAGAAAAGGAAGAGGAGGAGGGGGAGGAAGAGGAGGAAGAGGAGGAGGAGGGAGAGGAGGAGGAGAAUGUAGACAAAGAACAUGAGAAAGAGGAAGAGAACAGGAUCAAGGCCCUUCUCGGAGCACCCCGGAAGGACUCAGUGUGGGGCCUGAUGGCUUGGCCCAGGCCCUCCCCAGAGCAAGCCAGAUGGUGGGAAGACUUUUCCCUGCCCCCACUCCGUGGAACCUGCCUCUGCCGGUGCAGACUGAGGACAAAGAUGAGGCUCCACCCGCUGCCCUCCCUGGCCUCCUGCUCUUCCUCCAAAACCGAAGAAGAGUAUAGCUGGCUAAAAAACCAGCCUCUGAUGGAGCCUUCCCUAGUUUCCAGACUGAAGACCCCCAAGGCAGUGCCCAGGAUCCCUCCCAAGGUCUCCCCUAAGAGAUCUACUGUCCCCAAGCCUGGGCAACAGCAGAGCCCAAUGUCAAUGUGGCCUCCAAUUACUAACUCCCCCUCCAAGAGGUCCACUUUUAAGGGACAACACACAUCCUCUGCCAAGGAGGCUUCCCAUACCCCAGGUGCCUGGGGCAAUCCCUUGCCUCACCUUCCUUCAAAAUAA
Messenger RNA from Cricetulus griseus (Chinese hamster), 723 nucleotides. NCBI's taxonomy places the organism in Eukaryota, Metazoa, Chordata, Mammalia, Rodentia, Cricetidae. The record is from RefSeq and is a predicted model, not a curated record.